AUUACCAUUGGUAAUCAUGCUCAGCGAAAAUCUCCUUCAACAGCUUCAAGAGUUGUCUUCGCAGGCUUCUGCUCGUGACCCCUCACAUGGCAUCACCCAGGGUGUGCAAAACCAUACCAUUGUCCCUCCCGCAGCGCCGCCCCCCACACCUAUUGGCCAGAACCAGCCUGGCAUGCAGAAUGUGGCCUCAAGCCUCCGUGCUGAAAGCGAGUGCGGUGCCACCUCGAGUGGCACAAUAGCUAGGACGAGGUGCACGUGGUCUGACGAGCUCACUACGGACUUUCUGCGCAUAGUUUUGGACGCACAGCCAGGGGGAGUUGUGGCCUAUGAUGGCGUGGUGCAAGGGUGGCCGCAAAUCACUCAAGCAUGGGUCGCUUCGCACCCUCGUCAACCACUGACAGAUCAUCAGUUAAGGGUGCAUUUGAAAGGAAUCCGGGAGUGGGUGCGUGACAUUCAGUAUCUGAAAGGGAGGUGCCGUACCGGAGUCCACUGGGUGCCGCAAAGAGAGUUCUUCAACCCUCCUGCACAUAUUCUCAGAUCCCUUAGGCGGGCUGUGAGGUGGGAAUACCUUAAACGUUGGUGCAGCCACACCGCUCCGUGGUUUGAGCUUGCUAAGAAUUUGGAGCCGCAGAACGGUGAGAGGGGCAGGCUUGCCUCCGACGGUAUGGAGGCGGAUACGGAGGACACGUCAGGUCCGGACGGGGCCGACCCGGACAGACCGGCGGCCACCCCCUCUUCCACACAUAGUCCGAACGUGGGGGCACGAAGCAACGGUACAAGGUCACCUGAGAGACAGGCUCCAGAAAGCAUGAACGCCGCCACAGACCAACAUGCUGCACCUGAAGCCAACGGUUCCGCUCCUGCCGGCCAACCAACCAACGGGCGGGCCUUUUCUGGCCAGGGUGGGCUGGAUGGGUCCGGGAACUUACCCAACGCACAAGGACGCUCAAUGGGCAGUCCGGGGAGUGCUAGCGGCGGCAAGCGCAGGCGGGGUAACUCCGACAACAUCGCACGGUGCCUCGACAUUCUCACUGAGAAUGUUGUCAAACCCAUACCGAUCCUCAUACAAG
Messenger RNA from Closterium sp. Naga37s-1, 1070 nucleotides. The record is from the annotation of a GenBank genome assembly. Lineage: Eukaryota; Viridiplantae; Streptophyta; Zygnematophyceae; Desmidiales; Closteriaceae.